Molecule: messenger RNA, 2518 nt
Organism: Salarias fasciatus (jewelled blenny)
Lineage: Eukaryota; Metazoa; Chordata; Actinopteri; Blenniiformes; Blenniidae
Gene: acox3
Product: acyl-CoA oxidase 3, pristanoyl
Exons: 19
Coding region: 155-2233 (692 amino acids)
Biological process (GO): lipid homeostasis; fatty acid beta-oxidation using acyl-CoA oxidase
Cellular component (GO): peroxisome
Molecular function (GO): pristanoyl-CoA oxidase activity; fatty acid binding; FAD binding
Source: RefSeq, a predicted model, not a curated record
UGGGAAGCCACCAUUUGUAAACAAACGAGGAAGAAACUGACUUUAAAUGAGGUGAACGGUCAGCGGGAGUGAGACACAGACUGGAGAGGACGGGACGGUCCAGCACAGCCGCACGAAGUGCCUUGUUUCCUCGUCCUGAGUGUCUUCGGCCGGCAUGGAGCACGUGGUGGCCGACCUCCCCAGCGGCCCGCUGGACGUCUACCGGAGCAAAGCGUCCUUCAACUGGAAGGACAUGUGUGUCUUCAUAGACGGAGAGGAGAUCCUGCGGUUUAAGCAACAUGUGUUCAAGACCCUGGAGAACGACCCCUUGUUCGCCCGUCGGCCCGGAGAGGACAUCACCGUGGAGAAGAAGAAAGAGCUCACCUUCCUCAGGGUGAAGCAGCUGUUUCGCUACGACUUCAUGACCCGGGACGAGGCCAUGUCCAACCCCUGGAAGUACGUGGCCCUGCAGGACUCGCUGGGCAUGUACGACUGGGCCUUGUCCGCCAAGCACUCGCUCAACGUCGGGAUGUUUGCAGAUACCAUCGCCAACACUGGAUCGAGUCGACACAGCGCGUUUGUGGAAAACACCAGAGACAUGACGAUCUACGGCUGCUUCGCCCUGACCGAGGUGAGCCACGGCAGCAACACCAGAGCCAUGAGGACCACGGCCACCUACGACCCCGCCACCCAGGAGUUCGUGAUCAACACGCCGGACUUCGAGGCCGCCAAGUUCUGGGUGGGGAACCUGGGUAAGACCGCCACGCACGCCGUCCUGUUCGCUCAGCUCUACACGCCGGACCGGGUGUGCCACGGCCUGCACUCCUUCGUGGUCCAGAUCAGAGACCCCAAGACCCUGCUGGCUCUGCCCGGAGUGCUGGUGGGAGACAUCGGCAAGAAGCUGGGCCAGAACGGACUGGAUCACGGCUUUGCCAUGUUCAACAAUGUGAGGAUUCCCCGGGAGAACCUGCUGAACCGGACCGGAGACGUGACUCCUGAGGGCCGCUACGUCACACCCUACAAGGACCCGAACAAGCGUUUCGGGGCCUCUCUGGGGGCGCUGUCGGGGGGCCGGGUCUACAUCACCAGGAUGGGUCUGGUCAACCUGAAGCUGGCUCUGACCGUGGCCAUCCGCUUCUCCGCCACCAGGAGGCAGUUUGGACCCAAAGACUCGGAGGAGAUCCCGGUGCUGGAGUACCAGCUGCAGCAAUGGCGUCUGAUCCCGUACCUGGCGGCAGCGUACGCCCUGGAGAACUUCUCCAAGAGCAUCUUCAUGAACUUCCUGGAGUUCCAGAUCGGCCUGAUGAUGAAGGACAGCAGCGAGAGGCAGGCCGAGAUCGGCAGAGAGAUCCACGCGAUCAGCUGCUCCAGCAAGCCCCUGGGAUCCUGGACGGCUCAGCGGGGGAUCCAGGAGUGCAGGGAGGCGUGCGGAGGGCACGGAUACCUGGCCAUGAACCGGCUGGGCGAUCUGCGAGACGACAACGACCCAAACUGCACCUACGAGGGAGACAACAACGUGCUGCUGCAGCAGACCAGCAGCUACCUGCUGGGCUGGCUGCAGGCCCGACGCCACGGCGGCCCCCGGGUCGAGUCCCCGCUCCACACCGUGGACUUCCUGCAGGAUAUUGACCAGAUCCUGAGAGGCAGAUUCACAGCUGCGACGGUGGAGGAGUGUCUGGACGCAGCAGUGUGUGUGGCAGCGUACCAGUGGCUGGUGUGUUUCCUGCUGGAGGAGAGUCAGAAGAGGCUGGAGCAGCAGAGAGCGGCGGGCAGCGGCGAGUUCGACGCCCGCAACAAGAGCCAGGUGUUCUACUGCAGGAGUCUGUCCAUCGCCUACAUCGAGCACACGUGCCUGCAGAGGUUCCACCAGCUGACCUCUGACCCCGACACUCCGCCUGGGCUCAGACCGGUGCUCCGCAAGCUGUGCAGCCUGUACGGCCUGUGGAGUCUGAGCAGCCACAUGGCCACCCUGUACCAGGGAGGCUUCCUGAGCGGCCGUGCGGCGGCGGAGCUGAUCCAGACGUCCAUCCUGACCCUCUGCUCUCAGCUCAAAGACGACGCCGUCGCUCUGGUCGACGUUUUCGCCCCGACCGAUUUCAUCCUCAACUCGCCCAUCGGCUGCGCCGACGGACAGCUCUAUAAGAACCUGUGGUCGGUCGUCACGCAGGGCAGCCGGGCCCUGGAACGGCCCGACUGGUGGAAAGACUUCUGCUCCGACAAGCCGGCGGUGGGAUCGCUGCGCUCCAAACUGUGACGCCGCUAAAAAGGCGUUUUCUCCUUUUCCUGACGCUUUGUUCCGUAACCACGCUGACAUCAAACCGAAUAAUGAAACCAUCUGAUUGUUUCAGCCUGUAACACGCCUUUCACACACUUUCUGCUCAUCCGUCUCCGUCCUGUAGGAAUUUAUGAAUAAAAUCUAUAUUUUUGUGGGAGAUUUCCAGUGGAUCAGGUCUUCAAGAGCCGCGCUGUCAUUUAUUAAAUCACUGUUGUAAAGAAUCAUAAAGAAUCUAAACAUGCAAAUAAAAUGAAUGUACCGCUG